This is a messenger RNA of Mollisia scopiformis, 469 nucleotides long. RefSeq lists its product as uncharacterized. The transcript has 5 exons. The record is from RefSeq and is a predicted model, not a curated record. Gene Ontology annotation, biological process: mitochondrial electron transport, NADH to ubiquinone. Bases 99 to 398 code for a protein of 99 amino acids. NCBI's taxonomy places the organism in Eukaryota, Fungi, Ascomycota, Leotiomycetes, Helotiales, Mollisiaceae.
CUCCGUGGUGGCAUAACAGGCUCUCGAUGAAAUAGAACUAGUAGUGUACCGCCUCCCGGAAGACAAUUGAUCUAGACACGGUGCUGAAGCUGGAUACGAUGUCUACGAAGCAAGCUGUCUCAUCCCUCUAUCGACGCUCUCUGAAGCUUGCCCUCGACUGGUCUGUACACCGUCAUCUAUGGAGGGGUCAGGCUAUGUACAUUCGGUCGUUGUUCGAAGCGAAUAAGCACAUUCGAGAUCCACGACAACAAAGGGCAUUAUUUCAAGAAGCUGAAGAUUUACUCGAGAAGUGGAAGCACCCUGAUCCAUACCACGCGCCCACUGCUCCCGGAGGAUCCAAGUUCGAACGAAAUCUUCCAGCACCAAUUCUUGACCCACCGCCUCAUAUUCAGAUGUGAUGGAAGCACCGAGAGGAAGGAUGACUGAAUGGUAGAUGUCUGUACAUAGCAAAGGAAUGCAAAUAUCCUGG